AUGGGGGCGGCCCAGGCGCUUUGCUGCGAGCCCGCGCGCUGCGCCGAGGAAGCCCCCGGCCGCGCGCCCCUGGCUGCAAGGAAGCCCAAGGUCCGCGUGGCAGGAGACGAUGACAAAGCCCUGACCCAGGAUCCGCUGCCGCUGUUGACCGCGGCCGAGGAGGGCGCGUUCGCCAGGGCGCUGCUGGACAGCUGCCUCGCGGGCAUCGCGGAGCUGGACGACCCCCCCCGCGACGCGGCGUGGGCGGACGAGCCAGGACGGUGGCCCGGCAGCCUCGACCCGGGGUGGGGCGCGCCCGGCGGCCGCCCCGCCCCGGAGCUGCUGGUGCACGUGGAGAAGGCCUCGCCCGAGGAGGACAUCGGACUCCGGGUGCUCCACAGCGGCGUGGGCAUCUUCGUCGUCACCGAGGCGCAGCCGGCCUCCGCCUCGACGUUCCCACCGUGGGACGGCGAGCCCGGCAAGCUGCUGUCGUGCAGGUUCGACGUCGGGCUCGUCAACAAGAGCUGCAAGACGCGGGACAGGUACUCGGCGGGGCCCCAGCUGGCGAGAGCGCUCGGGGCCAGGGCGCGGCGACUGGCACAGGCGUGCCCUGGCAUCGACGAGCUCGACCUGUCCAACGUGAACGAGAUGGAAAAACCAGCGGAACAUGUCUUCAACGAGCUCCAACGGGAGCCGGUGGAGGGCGUCCUUGUGUGGACGGCGCGCUGGGAAGCGCACGAGCGGGACCUCCUGUCACAGCUGAAAGCGGUGGGCGGCUCGGUGACGGAGGUCAUCGCGGGGUCGCUGAGGACUUGCUGGUACCUGCACUGCUUGUGGCUGACGCCUGUAGCGCGCGGGAAGACCACCGCGACGGCGGGCGGCGGCUACGACUUCGACAAGACGUGCGAGGCGCUCUGCACGAGAUGCCAGAUGCGGGCGCUGAAAGAGCUGGACGGGGCCCUCGAGAGGAAGGACAGGCGCGCUGGUUUCUACGGCGAGGCGAACGAGAACGGGCUCGACGGCCACGACGGCGAUGAUCGAUCGGAGCUCGCGGACAUCGUGGCGGACGAGGACGACGCGCCGAUGCUGGACGACGCUGAUUUCAAGGACCCGCCUGAGGACUGCAUCUACGCGGAGUGCAAGCAGAUGGGCCGGAACCUCCAGGACGCGAGGGACCUCAUCCGGAGACUGAAGGCCAAGGGCGGCCCCGAGAGGAACAAGUCGCGUGGCAAGCCUCAGCCCAACGAGACGACCUCCUUCGCGCUCCUGGAGCUGGGGGGGCUCGUCCUUCUCCUGGACGACAUAGACGGCAGCAGUGCGAUCCUGGACUGCGGGGCUACCCGGAGACGAUCGAGGUUCCUUGUCAUGGACAAUGACGUGCUGCUGCUGAUCGGGAUGGUCACGGCUGGGCCUGACCACGCCAGCGCUCUGAUCGGCUACGGCAACAGCUACUUGAUGAAGCCCAAGAUCUCGAACAACAUCUCAUUGCCAGUGUUGGAGGAUGCCGAGCGGACACCUGGCCAUCGACGUGGCGACGCCGACCUGGCGGCAGAACGCCCCGCGGAGCCCCCCGGGUCUCCGGGAGAUCGCGAGCUGCAACGCCCCGGAGGUCGCGAGCGGAACGGCAGCUCGCGCACGGGCGGCGAGACCCAUUCGCUGAAUUUCGCGCAGAACUACCGCCCGCCGGUUCGGAAGACGCAGCUGGCGCAGGAAGGAGAAGCGAAGCCACCAAUGGCAAGCCCUCCAUGGUCAGCGAGUGCCGCGGUCAGCUGGCCAUGCAGGACCGAGGUGAUCUACGUGCGGUGGAGGCGUCUGCUGAUCAAGGUCACGAAGAAGUUGUCGGACGACCGCUCGUCGGAGUCCUUCGAGAUGCCGGGAGCAGUUCUGAACAGCCACGACCUGAACAUUCUCCAGCAGGCCAUCGACCAGUACGACCUGGACUUCAAGAAGGAGAUUGGGGUCGACGUCAACUUGCUGGCCCGUCACGGGCGGCGCGACCUGCUGGGGGCCAUCCUGAAGCGGUGCAGCAACCGCCUUGGCAGGCGCGACAACCGCGAGCACGGGGGGAUCCUGGGCGGCAGGGCCUGGGCGAAGCACAUCCUACGAGCAGGAGGCGGCGCAGCUGCUGGUUCGGUGAGUCUACUAGCCGCGGGCCAGGACGAGACCGAGCUGAUUUACGAGAGCACCGCAGAGGACGAAGACCAGGAGAUGGAGGACCCACCCUAA
This is a messenger RNA of Prorocentrum cordatum, 2205 nucleotides long. NCBI's taxonomy places the organism in Eukaryota, Dinophyceae, Prorocentrales, Prorocentraceae. The record is from the annotation of a GenBank genome assembly.